AUGAAAAGAAAUUUCAUUCAUAAUGUCGGUGUUCGAAUUAACUAAAAUUUGAAGAGACCUAAGUACAUCUAACCUAAUGAUAAAGAUAUAAAGCUCAGAGAAGUGAAUGUUGAUUCAUUAGCUAAUUAGCCUUCUUAGUAUAACUAAAUUGACUUGAAGUAGAAGUAAUAGUCAACAGAUGCGAUUUCUAAAAAUGAAUUUCCCUAAAGCAAAUCGAGUAAAUUUGAAGAGAAUAAGCAGUUAAACAAUCAAAAAGGCAAAGCAGAGGCAAAUAACUCCAAUUUAUAAGACAUAAAUUAAGAUUCUAAUUAGCAGUUAGUAGUGAAAAUUAAAACUAUUCCUAAAAUAUAAUGCCUUUACAAAGAUUACUUUAAUAGAAAGCGAAAAGAAUUACAGUCUUACUUAUCUGACGAUAAAGAUCCAGUGAUUUCCAUUGAAGAAAUGUUUCACAGUAGUGAAUUAAAUAAAGUGUUUGGAGACUACUUUUUAAAGUAACAAACAUAGCAACCAAAAAAUACUAAAAGAAAGACCAGGCUAUAAAAAGACACUGAAAUAAAAAGUGAAGGAACUGGUAAUUUUAAAGACAGAAAAUUUUAUAAUUUAAAAGGAAGUAAAUCAAAUACUCAUCCUCAGUCUAUCAAUUAAAGCUAUUAAAAUAUGAAUUAAAAAAUGUUGAAUAUUGAUAAAAAUAACUUAUCUUAAUUUUAGGAAAGUUAUGAACCAAAGUAAAUUUCACCAAGCAAGCAAAACAAUAUUAUUGAUCAAAAUAAAGAUUAAUUAUAAUUUGGCAGAAAAUAAGCUGCAAAAGAAGAGUUUGAUAAUUAUAAUUUCAAAAAGUUAGGUGAAAUAAUUCACCAAAAGUAAAACCAUCAAAGGAAAUAGGAUGAGACAAAUUAUUUAAAUAAAAGUAAUUAAAAUAUUUUUGAAUAGCACAGAAUGCAAAAAUGCAAUUAAAAUACCACAUAUAACUAAUAUUUUGCAGGAGCCAAUAACUACAGCCUUUAAGAUAAUAAAUUCAAGAAUUAAAUUGUAAGAGAUGAUUUAAUUAUAAAGUAGGAAAAUGAAUAUAGUGAAGGCAGCUUGGAUUUAAUAGAAGAAGAAUAUGAUUUAUAGCCUUAAAAAUAAAGAAAUAAUAAUAAAAUUUAGACAAAGGAAAUCCAAAAAUUGAAAGACCGUAAUAAUUUAAACAAGGAAAAAUUCGAGUUAAUUAAUAAGAAAGAGCAUUAUUAACUGCAAUAAAUUGAAAAUUAAGAGUAUUAAAUUUGCUAAGACACUAAAUUAAUUGAAUAAAGCAUUUAAGAUCAAAUUUUCAAUAAAGACUACAUGAGAGAUUUUUAUAAUCCUUAAUUCGAUGAUAAUUAUUUACAAAAAUAAAAUAAAUAGAAUUUAUAGCAAGACAAUUUAUUGAAAUAAAAUCAAUCAAAUUGCUAAUAUUUAGAAAAUGAACUUAUUAAUUAAUAAUAACCUCAACAAUAAGUAUUUACACAUUAAUAAAUCUAAGAGUAAUUUUAUCAACUUUAGUAGUCUAUUAUACCUGAAUAAUAAAGAUAUAACUAACAAUAAUUAUAUAAUAAUUUACAGCUAUAAUAAUAAGUGUUUAAUAUGCAAUAAUAGUAGUAACCAGCAAUAUCUAUGCAAUUUCCCCUUUAAAUUUCUCAACAUAAUUUAAACUAGCUAAAAUUUAAUCAGGAUGAAUACUAAUAGUAAGGGUUUAACAUUCCUUAACAGUAAAUGAUUUAAGAGAAUAAUUAAUAAUGUAACCCAUAUUUGAUUGAUUCUAAGGAAUCUAAUGAAUUAUAUUAUUCUAACAUCUAAAGAUAAGAUAUUUCUCCUAUUUCUCAGCAAUAGCAACUUUUUUAACAAUAUCCUUAAAGUUCUUAGUAAAAAAAAGUGAAUAUUUUUCACUUGAUUUCCAAUAAAAAAAGAAAAAGCGAUCAUUUAUAAAGAGCUGAAGAUAAGUGUGUUUUUAGAUAAAGCAAUCCUCGAAAGUAUAUAUGA
Messenger RNA from Tetrahymena thermophila SB210, 1998 nucleotides. RefSeq lists its product as hypothetical. Lineage: Eukaryota; Ciliophora; Oligohymenophorea; Hymenostomatida; Tetrahymenidae. The transcript has 5 exons. The record is from RefSeq and is a predicted model, not a curated record.